Molecule: messenger RNA, 971 nt
Organism: Ambispora gerdemannii
Lineage: Eukaryota; Fungi; Glomeromycota; Glomeromycetes; Archaeosporales; Ambisporaceae
Source: the annotation of a GenBank genome assembly
UGCAAGAAAAGAAACUUCGCAAACUUGCAAAAAAGUGUGGAACGGUUCCUGAGAAUCUCCCUACAAUUCUUCAAAAUCCAGAUAUUGUCACUCUUAUUCUCAAAUAUUUAAAAGGCAAAGAUACCGAUGACGAAAUGCCCGCACUUUUGUUCGAUUGGAAUCAGGCCGGCUUCAAUGACACCAACGUUCCAAAUUGCCGUAACGGUGUUGCAGGACAGACCCAAGGGGCUAUAAUCGCAAACCUCCUUGCAAACGGAGCAACCGAUUUUAUGAAUCUGAACAUACUAUUCGUUUUUCAAAAUGGUCAAGCAAUUGGAACUUGGCACAAGAAUGUCGCUGUGAAUUUGCCUUGGGUGAAACAUCAAGCUGGUGUUCCAGAUAUCUGUAACAACCUCUUAAGACUUAAUAAGAUUACGGCCCACACAGCCAAUGUAGAUAUCGAGGAUUUUUCAGACAGGGUAUGGAAGAGAACACCGAACUCAAGAGCAGAAUCGAUGAGUUGGAGAAAAAUAGGACAGAUGCUGUUGCCGAGAACGUUGAACUUAAGAGUUAGAGUUGUAAAAUUAGAACAGGAUAUAGAUGAACUUAAAAAAGAAUUGGAAUCUAAGAAAAAUCGUAAAUUUCAGGAAAAAUGUAUUCUAAUAGCCCAGAUACUUCUUAACGAGGAACCUAUGGUUGAAUAUCGACCAUCUUUUAUGGAAGGAUUAGAACUUGAUGCCUUCUUCCGAAGUAAUAGAAUUGCAUUAGAGGUUCAAGGAGCUCAACAUCGGCUUCAUAACACCAGCUGGUAUAAAGAUGUUAAAAAACUCGAGGAUAUUGUUAACCGUGAUCGAAAAAAAAGAACCCUGUGUCAACUUAACGGGAUUUAUCUUCUUGAGGUAUGGUAUGAUGAGAAUCCAGAAGUCACUAUUCCUAAGAAGAUAUAUAAAUUUAGGGAGUUUAUUGAUAGAAAAAUCUUCAAUCUUGAUUAA